UCGGAAAUUCCGCAUGUGCCGUUAUGUCAAGCGAAAAAUUUGUUUGAUAGAGGGCAGCAGCGGUAAAGAAACAUGAACGCUCUCGGGAAUACAAUACCAUGUUGAGGUUUCAUUCCGGUGGAUGUUUCAGGUUCUCCACGCAUUUGUGAGAUGCAAUUGCUGAUAUAUUCCGCGAAUCAUGAAGCAAACUUAUCGAGACAUCGACAAAGAUGGGAAAGGGCAAGUCAGUUUAUUGCCGGAAGAAUCCGAAGAUUUGUGGCAUGCAUACAACCUGAUAGCCAUUGGUGACUGCGUGACCGCCUCUACUAUAAGGAAAGUCCAACAAGAAUCAGCAACAGGCAGCUCAACCAGCAGCCGGGUUCGCACAACACUGACCAUACAAGUAGAGGCGAUAGACUUUGAUACUCAAGCAUGUGCCUUACGUUUGAAGGGCCGCAACACCGUCGAAAACCAGUACGUGAAGAUGGGGGCGUAUCACACGUUAGACUUGGAGCAGAACCGGAAGUUUACUUUGAUCAAGGUGCAUUGGGAUUUGGUUGCAAUUGAGCGAGUGGAUUACGCCUGUGACCCCACGCAACACGCGGAUUUAGCGGCUGUUGUCAUGCAAGACGGUUUAGCAUUUAUUUGUCUAGUAACUUCUGCUAUGACCCUUGUCCGCAAUAAGGUAGAAGUCCAGAUUCCAUGGAAGCGGAAAGGCAACGCACAGCAGCAUGAGAAGGGUCUACACAGAUUUUAUGAUACGGUGAUUCAGGGCAUUCUGCGCCACGUCAACUUUGAAGUAGUCAAGUGUGUCCUCAUAGCAAGUCCUGGUUUUGUUAAGGAUCAGUUCUACGAGUACAUGAUGCAGCAGGCCACCCAGCAAAUACUCAGGCAUUACAAUUGGAAAGUGCUGAUGGACCCAGCAGUGGUUACGAUGAAGUUGGCAGACACAAAAGCUGCAGGAGAGGUCAAGUCCCUGGAGGCAUUUUACGUGAUGUUGAAAACGGAGCCGUCGAGGGCAUUCUACGGUUUGAAGCAUGUGCAGAAGGCAAAUGAGGCGCAAGCAAUUGAGAUACUCAUGGUUUCAGACUCUUUGUUUCGGGCGCAAGAGGUAGGGAAAAGGAAAAUCUACGUUGACUUGGUUGACAGUGUGCGUGACAAUGGGGGAGACGUUAAGAUCUUUUCCAGUUUACACGUUUCCGGGGAACAGUUGGAUCAGUUGACGGGGGUUGCAGCAAUUUUACGUUUUCCAAUGCCCGAUUUGGAGGAGGAAUAAGAAAUCAGUGAUGAGGAUUGAUGUUUUCUCUUUUUCGAUUCCAAAAAUAUGUUCGGCAUGAAGGAGAGAAAUAUCUAUGAAGCUUUGAAUUUGAUGAGCUGGGGAAACUUUUUGAAUCUUGUGAGGUGGGGUUCAGUCAAACAAACCAAUUUGAAACAUGAAAUGAAAAUUUUUUUUCUCUGUUGCUGUCAUUCUCUUUUCUGAAGAAUUCAAG
Notodromas monacha is the source of this 1469-nucleotide messenger RNA. NCBI's taxonomy places the organism in Eukaryota, Metazoa, Arthropoda, Ostracoda, Podocopida, Cyprididae. The record is from the annotation of a GenBank genome assembly.